Messenger RNA from Solenopsis invicta (red fire ant), 375 nucleotides. Its product is annotated as chymotrypsin-1-like. Lineage: Eukaryota; Metazoa; Arthropoda; Insecta; Hymenoptera; Formicidae. The transcript is spliced from 3 exons. Gene Ontology annotation, biological process: proteolysis. Gene Ontology annotation, molecular function: serine-type endopeptidase activity. Bases 1 to 375 code for a protein of 124 amino acids. The record is from RefSeq and is a predicted model, not a curated record.
AUGAUUAUAAUCCCAAUCAUCCUGCGAGUAGAGGCCCUUAUGAUAUCGCUGAAAGAGCCUAUUCCAUUUAAUUCAGUACAACAAUCAAUUCCCGUCUCUACAAGUAAUGAUGCUGUUACGAUUGCUGCCUGGCAAUUCUAUGGCUUCGGAGAAAGCAUUCAUGACGGCUUACAAAAAUUGCACGCACAAACCAUACCUCCGGAAGAAUGCCAGAAAUAUCACGAAAAUAUUAUGCUCGUUGACAAGAGCGAGGUGUGUACACUUAUCAUACGCGGAAAGGAAUCAUGCCAGGGUGACAGCGGUAGCGGACUGAUUUUAGAUAAAGAUAGACGUCUCAUCUGGUUUCUGGUGGAAAACCAUGCGCUACGAGUGUAG